UGUUGUCAACUGUUCAACUUCUCCGGAGCGAUUUCACCAUCUAUGUACAUUUCUAAUCAACAAUGAGAAAGAGAAGAAACGCCUCAAAAAAAUCUGCCGCUGCCGCUCAAGGUAGCGCCGCCAGCAGCAUGAACAUUGGUGGUGGCGGUAGCAAUAACAACAUGUUCUCAGCGUUUGAAUUUAGUAAUGAUGAAGAGUUACAGGUUGAGGCCCAUGCCCGCGAAGCCGUUGCCAAAUUCGGAAUUCAAAGCCCUAGCAACAAAUCCGUACGCCGCCCUAAAUCCAUUGACAAAUACGAUUUCCUUGUGUGCUUUACACAAGGAAUCCAAAGUAAACAAAAACAUCUUGUGAAUGAUGAUGAGUUGGGGGUUGCUGCUACUGAUGGUGAAAUAUCGCUUGGUUCUUCAAACCAUGAACCGCGAACUCUUUCUCCUCUAGAAUGUCAAAGCCCAGUAAGUACUUCUGGGGUAAAAUCCUGCUCAAGAAGAAGGAGGAAACCAGGAUGGCAUUCAGCUAGCAAGAAGCAUGAGGCAGUGGUGGUUGUUGCUCCCUAUUAUGUUAAACUUGAGAAAAAAUAUCAUAGAGGAUGUGUCUUUACCUUUUCUCAGAGAUGCAUCAGAUUGCAGGGUUUGCCACUUUGUGAUAGAAAGGGGACUCAUUGUGUUGAAUGGCCAACCUCUGAUAUUUUAAAUAUUGAGCAUCAGCAUUACGAUAAAGGUGAAGUCAUCAACUUACAGUUGAGGUACAAGGAUGCAAAUGGUGAUGAAACUGGUAGUUUGGAGCUGGAGUUUGUCGUUCUCGAUGAUCCUCAGUGGUCUGAGAAACAAGAAGAAAUAAAAUCAUUGGAUUUGAACUAUGACGUUUCCUGGAAAACAAGUGUAACUGAAUGUUGUUUUGAAGAGUCGUUUGAAGAAGUUGUGUACCCAGAUGGGGAUCCUGAUGCAGUCAUCAUAAGUAGAAGGGACAUUGAGCUAUUACAGCCUAGGACUUUCAUCAAUGACACCAUCAUUGACUUCUAUUUUAGAUAUCUUCAAACUAAAAUCAAGGCGGAGGAGCACAGGUUCCACUUCUUCAACACAUUUUUCUUUCAGAAGCUUGUUGCUGGAGGCCGUGGAGGAAGAAAUGCCUUUCUAAGUGUUCAUAAAUGGACAAAAAAUGUGAACCUAUUUGAAAAAGAUUAUAUAUUCAUACCUAUAAACUUCAGCUUGCAUUGGAGUUUGAUUAUUAUCUGCCAUCUUGGGGAAGCGGCUCAAUUGAAAAGCAAGAAUACGGAUCAUGCAUCUAAAGUUCCGCGCAUUCUACACAUGGACUCAAUCAGAGGAAGCCAUGGAGGGUUAGAAAAAUUGAUUAAAAGUUACUUGUCAGAAGAAUGGAAAGAGCGAGGGAAUGAACGGCAAGAAGAAAUUGCAGUGAAGUUUAGGCAGUUGGACUUUGUUUCACUCCAGCUACCACAGCAGGAUAACUUGUGCGAUUGUGGCCUUUUCUUGCUUCACUAUGCAGAACUUUUCCUCGAGCUGGUUUCAAACAGCAGCACAACUGAAUAUAUUGACUUUCCUGAUGAGGAUUGGUUCCUUCCAGCUGAGGUUUCUCUGAAAAAGCGUGAUCAUAUUAGGAAACUGAUCCAUAAACUAAUACUACAAGAUAAGGCACAGAAGGAAGCAGCUGCUAGUAAUAACAAAUAUCUCGGUAGAGGUGUGAGAGAGACCAGUGCAAGAUCUGUACUUACAAAUGGUGGGGAAGACUUAUGUCAUGGUAUCAAUUUGAACUUGGAAGAUGACAUGGAUACUUCGGGGCAGCAGUGUUUUGCACCCCUGUUGGAGCAAACAGGAAAGUCAUCUCUCAAAGAAUGCCAUCAACCUCGUAAGCAGCGGGUUCCGAUAAACCAAUUCAAUAACUUGAGUUUACCAUUGGAGGAGACACUCACAGAGCAAACAACCGUUCUACAAAGAGACAUAGGAAGUUGUUAUGAAACGGAUGAGAUGAAGCCUCCACAUUGUCAGCUCAAUCAAUCCCUAUGUGAAGUUAGUUACAAUGAGAAGUCUUGGACGAUGAGCAAGGAUCUUGAAGAUUGUGUGGUCGAGGAUUCCGAGGUUGAGAAGUCUUGGAUGACGAGCAAGGAUCUUGCAGCUUGUGUGGUCAAGGAUUCCGAGGAUGAGACCUCUUGGACGACGAGCGAGGAUCUUGCAGCUUGUGUGGUCAAGGAUUCCGAGGAUGAGACGUCUUGCACGACGAGCAAGGAUCUUGCAACUUGUGUGGUCGAGGAUUCCGAGGAUGAAGUGGAGGUGGUAAGCAUCCGAAGAACAAGGAAACAGUUAAUGCGAAACUGAAAACAAUGGCGGCCUCGCUCUUACACAAGCAAUGGCCGAUCGAAACACACUCGAAAGAUUCACCAAACCAAGAAAAGCAUGUCUGUGUGGAUGAGAUCAAAAAAUUGAGAUGUUUGAUAGCCUAGAUCAAUUUAUAAAUAUAAGAAUUAAGAUGAUAUUUUUGCCCUUAUAAAAUUCACCGUAUAUGAAUAUGUUUAUGAUAAUGAAUGAAUGAAUGCAGUAACUAAAAUAGGUAAGUCGAAUUCAUUAGAUAAUCACAUGAUUAAUUAGGCUAAAUUAGUUGAUAUGAUUUCUUAGGGGGUUGAAAUGAUAAUAUUUUCAGCAAA
Messenger RNA from Salvia splendens (bonfire salvia), 2653 nucleotides. Its product is annotated as probable ubiquitin-like-specific protease 2A. Gene Ontology annotation, biological process: proteolysis. The transcript is spliced from 14 exons. NCBI's taxonomy places the organism in Eukaryota, Viridiplantae, Streptophyta, Magnoliopsida, Lamiales, Lamiaceae. The record is from RefSeq and is a predicted model, not a curated record. Gene Ontology annotation, molecular function: cysteine-type peptidase activity. Bases 63 to 2327 code for a protein of 754 amino acids.